Malania oleifera is the source of this 2869-nucleotide messenger RNA. Its product is annotated as putative receptor protein kinase ZmPK1. Bases 55 to 2511 code for a protein of 818 amino acids. Gene Ontology annotation, molecular function: ATP binding; protein serine/threonine kinase activity. The record is from RefSeq and is a predicted model, not a curated record. Gene Ontology annotation, biological process: recognition of pollen; protein phosphorylation. Lineage: Eukaryota; Viridiplantae; Streptophyta; Magnoliopsida; Santalales; Ximeniaceae. The transcript is spliced from 2 exons.
GGGAGCCUGGGAGGACGACCUCCGCUGGCUUCCAAUGCAAACUGCAGGUCUGCAAUGCAUUCAGAGCCUCCCUCACACUGUAGCUUCGGAGGAUCAAUGAAAGUUGUGAGUUGUCACGCCGUUUCCACCAUUCUUCUUCUCUCUUUGUUUCUGGUUUAUCCUUCUUCUUCCUCAGCUUCUAGUACUAAUUCUAGUACUCUCACACAAGGCUCGUCACUCUCCGUGGAUAAACUCGAUCAUGUUCUCCUCUCGCCCAACGGCGUUUUCACCGCCGGCUUUUACUCCGUCGGCAACAACGCCUUCUGCUUCGCAAUUUGGUACACCAAAUCCGCCAAAACCUCCGUUUGGAUGGCUAACCGAGACUACCCGGUCAACGGCCGCCGCUCAAAGCUCUCUCUUUCAAAAAAAGGCAAUCUCAUCUUGUCCGACGCCGACCGGCGAACCGUUUGGACGACGGGCACGUUUUCUGCUUCCUCUGUACUGUUAAACCUCACCGACAGAGGCAAUCUCGUUGUCUCUACUUCCUCGAAGGUAAUACUCUGGCAAAGCUUUGAUAGGCCUACGGAUACCCUUCUUCCCGGUCAAUCACUGACCAAAGACACUGCUCUUGUCUCAGCCAGAAGCCAAAAAAACCACUCUUCUGGGUUUUAUAAGUUUUAUUUCGACAAUGACAACGUCAUUCGUCUUCUCUUUGACGGUCCUGAAUAUUCUAGUGUGUACUGGCCGGACCCUCGCUUGCUAACUUGGGAUGCUGGCAGGUCAACGUACAAUAGUAGUCGAAUUGCCGUUCUCGAUUCCUCUGGCCAUUUUAGGUCCUCUGACGAUCUGGAAUUUCGGUCAGCCGAUUAUGGGUCGGUACUCAGCCGGCGAUUGACCAUUGAUUUCGACGGCAAUGUCCGGUUGUACAGCCUGGACGAGGAGAGAUGGACUUGGGUUGUUUCGUGGCAAGCCUUGCCCCAGCCCUGUCAGCCUCAUGGUAUCUGCGGACCCAAUAGUAUCUGCACUUACGCUCCCGCUUCGGGUAGCAGCUGUUCUUGCAUUCCCGGAUUCAAGUUUAAGAAUUCCAGCGAUUGGUCACAUGGGUGCGAACCGCAAUUUAAUCUCUCCUGCCAUAAUCAUCCUAAUGUUAGUUUCCUGGAGCUCCCUCAUGUGAAAUUUUACGGCAAUGAUUAUAAAUAUUAUGGCAAUUACACGUUCGAGCAAUGCAAGAACAAAUGCAUAGAGUUGCAGUGUGACUGUAAGGCGUUCUUGGUUAAAUAUAGCAAGGGCAAGGGUUACUUUAAUUGCUACCCCAAAACCCUGUUGCUCAACGGAUAUCAUUCUCCGGAAUUUCGUGAAUUGGUGCACUUAAAACUUCCCGGAUCUGUAAGUAACGUCAGCGAAUACGAUAAACGGGUUCCCUUGAACUGUACCCCCGGGGCUCUUGUGCAGCUGGAUAGAACAUUCCAAAAGAAAGAUGAGAGCGGGGUGUUAAGGUUUUUGCUAUGUUUCGCUUGCACAAUUGGUGGUGUUGAGAUCACUUUUAUCUUCCUGGUGUGGUGUUUAUUGAUUGGAAGCCGGGAAAAUUCGGACAUAGCAGAACAAGGAUACCGCUUGGCUGCUGCGACUGUGUUCAAGAAAUUUACCUACGCCGAGCUAAAAAAGGCGACCCGGGGUUUCCGUGAGGAGAUUGGGAGGGGAGGAGCUGGGAUUGUGUAUAAAGGGGUGUUGUAUGAUCAUCGUAUAGCGGCGAUCAAAAGGCUCAAUGGAGCAAACCAGGGAGAAGCAGAAUUCUUCGCAGAAAUAAGCUCAAUAGGGAGGCUUAACCACAGGAACUUGAUAGAGUUGUGGGGGUAUUGCGCAGAGGGAAAGCACAGGCUUUUGGUGUAUGAGUACAUGGAACAUGGGUCCUUAGCAGAAAACUUGGCUUCCAACGCACUGGACUGGGAGAAGAGGUUUGAAAUCGCCGUUGGCACUGCCAAAGGCUUGGCUUAUCUGCACGAAGAGUGCUUGGAAUGGGUUUUACACUGCGACGUGAAACCUCAAAACAUACUCUUGGACUCUAAUUACCGACCAAAGGUUGCAGAUUUUGGCCUCUCUAAGCUUCUGAACAGAGGGGGCUUCGACGAUUCGGGCUUCUCGACGAUGCGAGGAACCAGAGGCUACAUGGCUCCAGAGUGGUUAUUGAAUCAGUCAAUCACCUCCAAAGUGGAUGUUUAUAGCUUCGGGAUUGUGAUGUUGGAGAUGGUAACAGGAAGGAACGCAGCUACAUCUGGGGUUCAGGGCAGUGGAAGGGAGAUGCAGAGCACAGGGUUGGUAACUUGGGUGAGGAAGAGGAUGAUAUCGAUGAAUGGAGCUGCUGAAACUGGGUCUGGGCUUGAAGGGAUCAGAGACCCCAUAAUUGCUAGCAAGCAUGACAGGGACAUGCAGGUGGAGAAGUUUGUUGCAGUGGCUUUGCAGUGCGUGGAGGAAGACAAGGAUGCCAGGCCUACCAUGAGCCAGGUUGUGGAGAUGCUUUUGCUCCACACAUGAUUUAGCAUCAUCUUUGUAGUUACUUCCACAAGGGGAUUCGCCGAUGAGUGAGACUCAUUCGUCGGUGAGUGGAGAUAUUGAAAGUCAGAAAAGUUCAGACAUUUGAGAUACUGAGAGCAGAAAUAUUCAAAAAUUCACCCCUCGUCAACGAAGAGAGUCUAUUUGUUGACGAAUGCUCUCGGGUUACGAGAAAGAAUUUAAAUUUUGAAUGUGAAUGUUGGGAUGGUUGGGUAUUUGGGGGGAAACCUCUAAGGGGUAAUUAAAUGUGUCAUUCUUGACAUAUUGUGAAGAAGAAGAUCAUUGUAAACCAUUUGUAUUGUGUACUUUCAUUUUACAUAGUGAAACCUUGGCCGGAUUA